Molecule: messenger RNA, 841 nt
Organism: Ruditapes philippinarum (Manila clam)
Lineage: Eukaryota; Metazoa; Mollusca; Bivalvia; Venerida; Veneridae
Product: E3 ubiquitin-protein ligase AMFR-like
Biological process (GO): endoplasmic reticulum unfolded protein response; protein K48-linked ubiquitination; ubiquitin-dependent protein catabolic process
Cellular component (GO): endoplasmic reticulum; cytosol; ubiquitin ligase complex
Molecular function (GO): ubiquitin binding; ubiquitin protein ligase activity
Source: RefSeq, a predicted model, not a curated record
AGAAAAUAUGUCGGGCAGGGAACCAGUUAAAUUACGUAUAUUUCCGGUAUAUGACGUCAUGGCAAAUUUUCAGUUUGUUGACAAUUUAGCUUGACAUCAAAUACUGCAAACAGUUAAUUACCUGUGUUAAAACAAUGCCUGUCAUUUUAUUAGAACGAAUACCUUUGCCAAGCCUCAGAGCAUAUACAGGAUUUAGCGUGAUUCUGUUAGCAUGUGCUGUUUUUUACGCCCACCAGGUUGUUCAGACGGCCCAAACCGAUGGACUUCAGAUUACUGAAAAUCCAAAUGAUGAGAAUGACAACCCACAGUACAUGAAUGUAUCCCUUCCAUAUGAUCAUCUCAUCUGGAAUAUGGUAUAUGUCCUUACAGCAGAGGCUUGGUGUGUAUGGACGUUGGUGAACACCGCAUAUUGCUGUCUGAUUCUUCUUGGAAAGUUAGUUCAGAAAGUUGUGUUUGGCGAACUUCGUGUCAGUGAACAACAGCACUUGAAAGAUAAAUUCUGGAACUUUUUGUUCUACAAGUUUAUAUUUGUGUUUGGUGUAAUGAAUGUACAGACAAUGGAGGAGGUAGUAUUAUGGGUAGCUUGGUUCACAGUGCUUGGUUUCUUCCAUCUUUUAACACAGUUGGCCAAAGAUAGAUUUGAAUAUGUAUCAUUUUCUCCAACUACUCCACGUUUUAUCCACAUAAAGUUACUAUCUCUACUGUGUGUGAUAGUGAUAUCAUGUUGUGGAUUACUAGCAGUGUGUGCCAUCGUAGGACUUCAAAUGGGCCUCACUAUCUUCGCCUUCAUGGCUGCAGAGUGUAUGUUGUUGGCUAUCAGAACCCUGUAUGUUGUUGCCAG